Fulvia fulva is the source of this 531-nucleotide messenger RNA. RefSeq lists its product as uncharacterized. Lineage: Eukaryota; Fungi; Ascomycota; Dothideomycetes; Mycosphaerellales; Mycosphaerellaceae. The transcript is spliced from 2 exons. The record is from RefSeq and is a predicted model, not a curated record. The coding region runs from base 1 to 531 and encodes 176 amino acids.
AUGGACGCCAACGGCAACGUCGUGGACGGACAAAACAUCACCUGGACCUGGGCCGUCCUCGACACCCGCAACCGCUCCGACGCUCGCAUCACCGCCUACCACGGCCCCGAGCUCAAAGACGCCACCCACCUCCGCCUGACCGCCUACCACGACGCCACCAAGCCCGAGUUGGGCAUGAACCACGUCCGCAUCCACGGCAUCACCGGCCCUGGCCCGCGCUUCGAGAACAUCACGGUCGUCUGCCCCAAGCUGCGGGUCCUCUACGUGGUGUUGCGGAUUGAGAAUGCCAAUUGGGUCGAUUUGCCGGCUCCCGCGCUGGGCACUGCGCUGGAUACAUUCAUUGGCAAGACGGCGGCGGCGGUGCCGGGGGUGGAGUUGUGGGUCACGAUGGAGGAUGCGGUGAGUUUGGGCAGGAGUGGAACUUGGGCGCUUGUGCAGGGGGCGCUUGUGCAGGGGGCGCAGAAUCCGGUUGAUGAGACGGUGCACUGGGUUAUGAGUGAUAAGAGCAAGGUGGUGCAGGUGAGCACUUGA